AUGGCGUCCCCGGGCGAGCCAGACACCCCCUCAGAGGCCCCCAGGGACGACGGCCAGUCUGAUGGCCAUGUCCCCAAGAGGCGUCGCACCGCUCCCAAUUCGCGCGGCGUCGCCAACCUCACCCCCGAGCAGCUGGCCAGGAAGCGCGCAAACGACCGCGAGGCCCAGCGCGCCAUCCGCGAGCGCACCAAGAACCAGAUCGACCGCCUCAAUGAGCGCAUACGCGACCUCGAGAGCCAGCAGCCCUACCAUGACCUGCAACUCGUGCUCCGCGACAAGGACGCCGUCGUGGCCGAGAACGCCGACAUCAAAAAGCGGCUGGAGAGCGUCCUGAGCAUCAUCCAGCCCAUCGUCAGGGCCUCGGGCGGCCUCAAUGAACUGGCAGCCGCUGCUGAGCGCUCGCCUCUUCCAGUCUCCUCACACCAUCUCCAUCUCCAACACCGCGACGCGCCUGUGCAACCGUCCGACCCACGACAGUUCCGUACCACCACCCUCCACGACCUCGCAGCAGCAUCGCCCUCCAACGGCAUACAAUCACCAAGCGGCACAGAAGGCGGCCGACAAUGGCUGUAUCCCGACAAUGCCCCAACGAGCCACCUGCGUCGCUAUUCCAACGACAGCCCCCAGUUCGAGAAUGCAAGAACCCCGCAUAUCCAGACGGAAAUGCCCUUCGAUGAGCGCCUAGGCGUCGACUUCCUUCUCGACAACAACAACCAGCGGAGACCCGUCGACCCCAACCUGCCUCCCCCCGUUCAGCCGCCGCCUAGCAACGUCAGUAGCAGCCAGUACGCACAGUAUGCCCCAGCCCUCGUCGCCCACCUCACCCUCCCACGCAACGUUGCCGCCACCUGCCCACUAGACGUCAUCUUGCUGGACUUUCUGCAAGAUCGCCAAACACGCGCUGCCGAAGGUGUACCCCUCAAGACGCUCGUUGGCCCUCUGUACCCCAACUUCACCUCGCUGGCCUACCCGGAACGCAAUGUCGAGUCCCACCCGCUCUCAAAGCUCUUCACUGACAUUCUGCGCACCUUUCCCGACAUCUGUGGCAUGCCCGAGCAGGUUGCCAUCAUCUUCAUCAUGUUCCUGGUCAUGCGCUGGCAAAUCGAACCUACUCAGGAGAACUACGAACGAAUGCCACACUGGAUCACACCACGGCCCGCGCAGCUGUUUUCAGCUCAUCCGGCCUGGUGCGAUCAUGUUCCUUGGCCAUUACUUCGCGACAAGAUCGCAGCCAAGCCAUUCGUGUCUUUCGAAAAUUUCUUCAUCCCAUUCACCACAACCAUCUCAUUAAACUGGCCCUACGAGCCACGCGAUUGCCUCCUCCCGGCCUCCAAAAUUCGCUCCUCCACCCUAUCUUCAACCUCAUCUGUUCACCCUUCGUCACCUUUCUCAACACACGUAAAUGCUGGCUCUCCGCAUGGACCGCCGACACCCCAGCCAACCGCUAGCACACCUGGUGCAGUCGGAUCGAUUGGCACCCUGCCCAACGAAGAUGACCAAUGGUUCAUUAACCCAGCCUUUGAAAGUCACCUGCGGGAUUUGAACAACUGGUCUCUUGGACCGAGCUUCAGAGGCACAUUUCCGGAAUUUUCCGACUGCAUAAAAAUAAAGGGAGUGAGAUGA
This is a messenger RNA of Cucurbitaria berberidis CBS 394.84, 1623 nucleotides long. RefSeq lists its product as uncharacterized. The transcript is spliced from 3 exons. NCBI's taxonomy places the organism in Eukaryota, Fungi, Ascomycota, Dothideomycetes, Pleosporales, Cucurbitariaceae. Bases 1 to 1623 code for a protein of 540 amino acids. The record is from RefSeq and is a predicted model, not a curated record.